AUGCUUCCGCCCUUGCAGCUGCCGCAGGUCGAUGGCGCCGGUGACCUUGGCGAUGACGAAUUGGAUGGCGACCACCAGGACGACGACGCGCCAAGUGACGAUGCCCCUGGCCCUGCGACAAAGAAGGCAAAGAGCAAGCCGCGCAGACCUCGCAAAGGCCAGGGCGUCGUUGCUACAGCUGCGCAGUUGAAUGAUGAGUUACAGGCAGCGGUUGUUGGGUACCUGCUGAUCUACUACGUCGGUCGCAUCGCCAUCAUGGGCACGGUGUCAUCGAUUGCGAGGAGGAGGGGACAGAGGAGACAGGAAGCGGAGGAGGCGGAGAAGGAGGAGAAGAAAGGAGAGUCAUUGUUAAAGGACAAUGGAACGGCAGGAGGAGAGGAAGGAGAAGAGGUGGAGGAGGAGAAGCCAAAGGCGAUGAAUGCAAAGGAGAGCAAGAACAACAAGAACAAGAACAAGAACAAGGCGAAAGAAGAUGAACAGCGACACCACCCUGUCGUCAUCAACACAAAGGCCGGAUUGAUCUGGAAACCAACAAACAGCGACACAUAUUCCAUGCUCCCAGCAUGCGUUGAGCCAGCGGUCCCGCCCGAUCGGCUGUGGCCCAAGCUGGAAGAUCGAAGUAAAUGGGCACAAGCCUCCGGUCCAACUGCGCCCGUCAUCAUCCCGAAACAGUAA
Molecule: messenger RNA, 675 nt
Organism: Salpingoeca rosetta
Lineage: Eukaryota; Choanoflagellata; Craspedida; Salpingoecidae
Exons: 6
Coding region: 1-675 (224 amino acids)
Source: RefSeq, a predicted model, not a curated record